UUCAACGAGUUGUAGCCUGUGUGUGGCCUGCAUAAGGGUAGUUUGAGGGGCUUAGAAACGACAAACAACAAACGCCCAUUCACAAGCAACAUUCUCUCAAUCGUGUGCCAACAUUGAAAAGUCGAUUGCCAACGCCAACGUUAAAUAGCUGACUUUUUGUCCAUAUUUGCUAACUUUGCUGCUUUAUCGGCUCCAUACACAAAUUUAUUGUGUUCAGUUGUUGCUGGUAGUUGAAUUGUUAAAAGAACAUUUCGACUCUGAGUUAGUAACUUGUGCUAGUUCCAGUGCUAAAAUCUACAUUCACGUCUAGUGGAGAAUAAUCAAUUAUUUUUUAUUUGUGUUGUGCCUGCAACGCAGUGAAAAAAUAUCCAAACUGUUGAAUUUGCCGCAGUUAUACUUGCAAACCUCAUCGUCAUCAUCUCAUAGUGCACGGAGUAGCAACAUGCCAGUACACGAAUUUAGAGUGGAAAUGACGUGUUCAGGAUGUGCGAACACCGUUGAGCGCGUUUUAAACAAAUUGGGCGCGGAAAAAGUGGAGAAAAUUAGCAUUGAUCUCGACUCAAAAACGGUGCUGGUGACAUCGAAUCUGACGUCCGAUGAGUUACUGGAAACCAUCAAGAAGACUGGCAAAUCGACACAAUAUGUCGGAGUAAAAGAAUGAAAUGAACUUUUUUGUAAGUUUCGCAAAAUUGCCAAAUUAAAACUGGAAGUUUAAUGGCAAAUAUGCAAUGAUUGUGGCAGACGCAAUAAACGUCAGCGGUCAGUGGCCAAUUAUUUUAUGAAAAAUUUUAAACGAUCCACAGUGUUAUUACGGAAUAAAAUUUCAGGACGAAUAGCUAAAUAUGUAAAUUAAAUUGUAAUUAAAAAUAAAAUACAACUUUUGAAAUUAUAGAAAGAACAAAGUAAAACCAAAUACAUGUAGGACAUUUUAAAAGCCGCUCUCGUUAAAGAAGCUCGUAUUUAAUUAACGAUUUCUAGUUACAUUUAAUAUAAAUUACAAAUUUUCAAUAUACAAAAACAAAAAAAAAAAAAUUAAAAUUGCACAUGAGAAUGUAUUUAAAAUGAAAGUAAGAUAAUUACAAAGGAUAAAGUCGAUUUACAGGAAAAUCUAUAUGAAAUAAAUAUAUUUACUGUCAAUUUUGAAAAAUAAUGUUAACAAAUUGUUUAUAACAAAAGUCUAUUUAAACUUCUCUAUUUAAAAUUAGUAAGAACUUAGAUGAUUCGAGAAACCCAUAAGAGAUUAAUUGCCAUAUCGGCUAGAUAUUUUUAAUUUUAAAGUGUUAUCGGAAAACUAGUUUCGAGGUAUGUUUUUUUAACUGCCGCUUAUUCAAUUGCUUAAUUAGAAAAUUAUCGAAAUAUGUAUGCCAAACAAAUAUAUAUAAACUUUUGCAUAAAAUAUGCGUUCAAUAUAUUACAAAGUGUUAACGUAAGAUCUUUAAAAUAUAUCAAAAUGCACACCUCACAUUACAUUUUCUAAAAUUGCGUUUUCUAUAUAAGUAAUUCGCUGCUCCAGUAUUUGCAAUGUAGACACGAUCUUCGCCAACUGCGUCUGCAUCGCAUCCGAUUCUAGCUUCACCUCAUCAUUACAUGAAGUUUGCUUGGAAACACACUGAAACAGUUCUGUGUUUAAUACCUAAGGUUAUAAAUAAAACACAUUUCAAUUUGAUUUUACGAAUCAGAUUUUAUUUGUAUACAAACAAAGCAAAAGUUUAAAAUCUUGUGUGUGUUAAAUGUAUAAAUUGAUGGCGAUAACGACCAGAGCAACAAAUCGAGAAAUGAAUAAAUAAAUAAUAAAUGAAGUUACGAGUAUUCUAA
Messenger RNA from Anastrepha obliqua, 1815 nucleotides. RefSeq names its product copper transport protein ATOX1 (gene Atox1). The record is from RefSeq and is a predicted model, not a curated record. Gene Ontology annotation, molecular function: metal ion binding; copper chaperone activity. The transcript has 3 exons. Gene Ontology annotation, cellular component: cytosol. The coding region runs from base 443 to 661 and encodes 72 amino acids. Gene Ontology annotation, biological process: copper ion transport. NCBI's taxonomy places the organism in Eukaryota, Metazoa, Arthropoda, Insecta, Diptera, Tephritidae.